GUCUGUUCCUGUCUGACAAGUUCUGUUGAUGAUGUGUUGUUACGGGGAAUAAGAUAGGAAUUUAAUAAAAUAGCAUACCCUUCUUAAAAUAAGUGUACAAUGAUGAGGAAGCGUCUAUUUCAUUGAUUAAGGAACAACAUGCAGCAUUAAAAUCAGCAAAAUGCCAGCUGUGUUCCCCGGGAUGGGUCAAGGUCGUGCUUGAUGGCAGUUUUGGUGUUACGAUGCGCUGGUGUCCGGGUCUUCUGUGGCUGGACCCCACUGCUCUGUCUGCUGCUAGGCACGUUGCUGGCGUUGCUGUUGCCCUUGGCUGAGGUGGAAGAGAAAUGCCGGGCCACCAUGAGGGGGUUUGCACUCCUCAGGUGCCACCUUUGGGGGAGUGGUGUGCAUUCCACUGUUCAUUCCACCAGCCUCACUGUUCCCUACACUGAGAUCGACAUCCUUUCAUAUAAGCCCAAACCCAACGCAGAGGAUGUUUUGGAAGCAAAAGCAGCUCUCCACCAGGCACUGGAAAUGAAGCGGCUGGGAAAGCGGGAGAAAGCCCACAAGCUCUUGCUGCAUUCACUCAACAUGAACCCGGACUUUGUGGAUGCCCUGACGGAGCUGGGCAUCAUCCUGGAAGAGGAGAAAGACGUGAUCCAGGCAGACCACCUCUAUUCCAAGGCGCUGGCUAUCUCUCCCUGCAACGCGAGGGCGCUGGUGAACCGGGACCGCACGCAGCCCCUCGUAGAAGAGAUCGAUCAGAGGUUCUUCAGCAUCAUCAACAGCAAGGUGCGCAAGCUGAUGUCCAUUCCAAAAGGGAACUCAGCGCUGCGGAGGGUGAUGGAAGAGACUUAUUACCACCACAUUUACCACACUGUGGCCAUUGAGGGGAACACACUGACGCUGUCGGAGAUCCGGCACAUCAUCGAGACACAGUACGCUGUGCCUGGGAAGAGCCUGCUGGAGCAGAAUGAAGUGAUCGGGGUGGACGCUGCCAUGAAGUACCUCAACACCACCCUCCUGUCCAGGGUUGGGUCUGUCACCAUCACAGACAUCCUGGAGAUCCAUCGCAGGGUUCUGGGCUACGUGGAUCCUGUAGAAGCUGGCAGGGUUAGGACCAGCCAGGUAUUUGUGGGGCACCACAUUCCUCCUCACCCCCAGGACUUAGACAAGCACUUGCAGGAGCUGGUGCAGUGGUUGAACUCUGAAGAAGCUAUGAACCUGCACCCUGUGGAGUUCUCUGCCUUAGCUCACUACAAGCUGGUCUACAUCCACCCUUUCGUGGACGGUAACGGGCGCACCUCCCGCCUUCUGAUGAACCUCAUCCUCAUGCAAGCCGGGUACCCGCCCAUCACCAUCCGCAAGGAGCAGCGGGCAGAGUACUACAACGCCCUGGACAUGGCCAACGAAGGGGACGUGCGUCCUUUCAUUCGCUUCAUCGCCAAGUGCACAGAGAUGACCCUCGACACUUUACUCAUCGCCACCACUGAGCAUUCUGUGGGCCUGCCUGAUGCCAGCAACAGCAACGCUUGCAUAGACUGCAAGCAAACAAUACCGGUCAUGAACUGAAAAUGAGUGGGCGGGGGAGGGGGGGAUACAAAAUGUAGUGAAAGAGUUUGACCAAAACUCAAGUUUCGGUAGACAGCAGGCAAGUGGUUGGUUUUCUUAAUGGGAUUCAUGAUAUUUCACAGAAAACAACACAUUGUCUUCCAGGCAGGAUAGAGAGUGA
Molecule: messenger RNA, 1708 nt
Organism: Polyodon spathula (Mississippi paddlefish)
Lineage: Eukaryota; Metazoa; Chordata; Actinopteri; Acipenseriformes; Polyodontidae
Product: protein adenylyltransferase FICD-like
Exons: 3
Coding region: 202-1548 (448 amino acids)
Molecular function (GO): protein binding
Source: RefSeq, a predicted model, not a curated record